This is a messenger RNA of Trametes versicolor FP-101664 SS1, 1428 nucleotides long. RefSeq lists its product as uncharacterized. The transcript is spliced from 3 exons. The record is from RefSeq and is a predicted model, not a curated record. Lineage: Eukaryota; Fungi; Basidiomycota; Agaricomycetes; Polyporales; Polyporaceae. The coding region runs from base 1 to 1428 and encodes 475 amino acids.
AUGCGUGCAAACCAGCGCCGGACGUUCAACAAAUACUCCGCGAUGUUUGAUCCUAACGUCGUUAACCAGUGGGAAGCCAUGGUUCGAACGUGGGAAGAAGACACCAGCAGCCCAGACCCGUAUGAGGAGCCCGCUGCAUCCAUCUCGUAUGCGACCACAAAGAAGCAACUCAACGAAGAAGAGGCAAUCGAGGCUCGUCAAGGGGUAUUCCCGUCCCAUGACGUUACCCCGGGCGUGUUCCUGCAACUCGGACUGGAAAUCGAGGAUCAACAACGAGCACUGACCGUGCGGGCGGCGUCUGGAACCAGCAUUUCGGAGCUAGCCGGCCAGCAAGAAAAGCGCAACGUUCUGAUGCGGCGAAUAGACUCAUGGCAGGCUAUGCAAGACGUACACAUGCCUGUGGCCACCCCCUUACGCGCGUCCCCUUCCGACCCGUCCUCCACGACACAACUGCCCACUGGCACGGUUCCUAAGGCCGAACACAUCAAACUGUGGCUUCCAUCUAUGCUUCCCGCUCCCCUCCUUGCCAUCGACUCUCUCAAGGGCCUCCGGCAGAAGGAGGCCCGCCUCCGGCACGCCCAGCUCUCUGAUAGCCUUGACGACAUCCGCCGCAUGCGACGUGUAUUGGCCGCCAUCGCAGACUACAACAAAACGAACGUCGCCGGGUCAGGUCAGCGCGCGACCACUCGCAUGCAGGAGCUGUACGCGCGUUUCCGCGCUAAGGAACGUCGCGCAGUCAACCGAUACCGGGCUGCACGCGCUGCGAUGCAGGUACUCCAACCUGACGGCGACUGGACAUCUAUCUACCGUCCGCUCCUCGACGACGACCUGCGCGGGCCUCGCAAGCAGGACGACGACCUCGACGGUGUGUUCGCGAGCGAAGGACGUUACCAAAUCAGCUGGAUUUGGUUGACUCCCAAUGCGAACAAGAACCCCUCUGACGACGAAGCAACGCGCCCCGCGACUGCUGACAAGUUCUCCGCGAGCAUGCGCACUGAAUGGGCGCGUAGUCGAGCUCGCGCGCACCGUUGGGAGGAGGAGGAGCAACUGCUCCUGGAGGAGAUGCGCCGCGUGAUCGUGUUUUUCGCGUGGCGUGCAUCCUGGUGGCGCGAGCAGGCGGGAUGUCGGGAGGGCCUGAGCGAACGGUUAGGUCGAGGCUUGGCCAUCUACGCGAGGCGACAGGCCACUUGCUUUGAGGGCCUCGCGACAAGGUGCGGAGCUCGGUGGUACUCCUAUCUCAAAACACGCGGCGCUGUGCCCGAGUGGCUUCAGCGUUACGCGGCUGUUGCAGUGCCAUAUCAUCCGCGGAGGUCGCUCGCAAAAAUGCUUCGUGAAUACGCUCUACACGACGCGGCACCGGGUGAUGCAGAUUCGUCGGCUUGCGACGACGACCACGACGAUGACGGCUACACAUCUGGGCUCGAUUAG